AGUAAACUAAACGAUCAUACAGCGCUUGACAGUCAUCUAGAGGUUAUGCAUGUUGCGUUUACAGCUUGAGAACUACAUUCGCGCAUAAGGAUAUUCACCUUUCCACCUAUUUUUCUAUAAGUUACAUUUCGCCUUUCGGUGAUGUCAUUUCUUAUUCAAUUUAGCCUUGAGCGCCUCGAAGAAGUAGCUUGCUGAGCUAGCUAGCUAGCUUUCCGGGCUGCUAGCGUCAGGUCUGCAAGAAUUUUUUGCACAGAAGCACUUUAUGUUGUAUUUGAUUCCUGAGACAGGAGGAUCAGGAAAGGGAACAGUAGUUCAUGGAAGACAAGAAAAAGAAGAAAGAGGAUAAAAAGAAAAGGGAAACCCCUCAGAAGGUGCCAGAACAGAAAAUCAAAGUGCCAGAAUCAGCCAAGCCCUCCUCUUCCCAGCCACUCGCCACCCCGGGCUCAGCAUCCCCCAGCCCUGGCCCCGCUCCCCCUUCAUCCCCCUGUCUUGGUACAGCUGGGGUUCCCACACAGGUCCCUCCCGGUGGCGGGAACAAUGCAAAGCAGCGGGCUGCUGUGGCCAACGGACAGCCCUCCUCCUCUUCCUCUGGAACCCAGUCCUCCCAGCAACAGCAGCAACAGCAGCGCUACAUGCCCAGGGAGGUGCCACCGAGAUUUCGCUGCCAGCAGGACCACAAAGUGCUACUGAAGAGGGGCCAGCCGCUGUCCUCCAUGCUGCUGGGGGGUGGAGGAAGUGGCCGGGGAGCCUCCCCACCACUCUCCUCACAUGGAGGAGAUGACCCCAAUGCAACCACAGCUGGAGCAACAGAUCCAAACCUGGGUUCAUCCUCUCCUUCACCCCCCCACUCCUCCUUAUCCUCAUCAUGCGUCGCUGCUCUGUCAUCUUCUUCUACUACUUCAACUUAUGCAAAUUCCACAUGGGGGGCGGGCUCUGGCAGCCAGCCUUCCUCUCAGGGCUGGGAGAAGGUGAUUGUGGAUGGAACUGAUCUGGAGGAGUGGCCUAGCAUCCUAGGUGGGGCCAAAUUGGCGUCCGAGGGAGGAGGAGGGGGACGGGAGCAAGACAGCCCCAGUAACAGCAGCAGCAGUGCCUCAUGGAGUGAAAGAACCAUCCAGCAGAAGGGAGGUGGGGCAGCAGGAGGUGGAGCAGGGAACUCGGACAAUCCCUCCCUUCCACGCUCCUCUUCUCCUUCUUCCUCAUCUGCACUCAGUGAAUGUGUCCAGUCAGGUGGCAUUGUGUGGGGCUCCUCAGCUUCUUCUGCAGAGGGUGGGCCGGGAGCUGGGGCAUUCUUCAAUUCCAAAGUCUCUCAUCUUCUUCCUGGGCCUCAGGAGAGCCCUGGGGACAGCAGCAACGGUGGAGUUCCUGGUGCCAACUUCAACCCCAACACCAACCCCUCUGCCUGGCCUGCCCUGGUGCAGGAUGGAACAUCUGCUUCAGCCAGCGAGGGCCUUCCUCAACAGUCGUCGAUUUCUUCAGCUUCCCCAUUUUCUGCCAGCAGCAACCUUAUCACCACUCACCCUGUGUUGUCUGUGAAUCAGGCCGGCCUCCAUCAGCAGCACCCUGAGACGGCAGUAGGAGCCAGGGGCGGAGAACAGCUGCAGCACUGGGGUGGCGUGGGGCCAGAGGUAGGAUCAGUGGGAGGAGCAGUAGGAGCAGGGUCAGGACCAAAUCAAGGGGGUGGAGAUGGGAUGGACUGUGGGGAUGUUGGUGACGGAGGAGGGGGGACUGGUAAUCUGUCCUGCUCAUCAUCAUCCUCCUCUACAGCUUCCUCUUCAUGGAGAGCCAUGCCACUGACCUCCUCUGACCUCAAUACAGGUGCCUCACAGACUGUUGGGUGGGUAGGAGGAGGAGGAGUUGGAGCUCAGGGGCAGGAGGGAAAAGUAUGGGGUUUUGGUAGCCAGGGUGAGAAGGCAGGGUGGGGCAGGGGAACUGAUGGUAGCUCAAAUACCGCAGUGGUAUCUCAGGGAGCUUGGGAAGGAGGGAGUUCAGAGCAAGAGUUGGGUGGGGGAGGUUCUGGUAACCUUGCAAUAGGAAGUGGUGGUGGGAGCAGCAACAGCAGCAGUAGUGGAGGUAGCGUAGGUGUUGACGGUGGUGUAUCUAAAGACUCUGCCUCUCCAACAUUUGCAACUAUAACAAGAGCUUGGGACAAUCAGAAAGGGGUUGAAAGUGAGGAAGGGGGUUUAGGGGAGUGGGGGGGAGGUGGGGGUGGACAGGGUGAAGGUAGAGCUGGUGGAGGGCCUCCGUCCUGUGGGGGAGGCUCCAUUCCUGGAAAUGGCGGAGGAAGUGUUGGAAGUGGACCACACAAUCAGAAGCAGGAGAACUCUGGGCGACAUCGCCCCCACCAGACUCCCAACGCUGAAGUGGCCUUACGGAGCAUGCUCAAUCGGUCUGACCUGGACCCUAAGGUUCUUUCUAAUGUAGGCUGGGGGCAGACCCAGAUCCGACAGAACGUGGCUUGGGAUCUGGACACCACAGCAGGAGGAGGACAUAGAAGUGAAAGGGGCGCAUCUUCAUCUUCUUCCUCUGCUUUGUCAUCAUCCAUGAACACCACCACCAGUCGGGGUCCUGGGUACCAGUCUAAUACCAGUUCAUUGACUACUGACCCAUCUGCUGCUGUGAACUCUGGCCCUGGGCCAGUGAGGGACGGCUGGGACAGUGGUGCUGCACAGCCUGCCCGCGUUCCUCACAUGGCUGGUGGCGAUAUGAGGAAGCCAGGCUCUCCAGUGGAGGAUGUUGAGGCCAAACCGGGGAAGGCAGCUGGAGGCUGGGGCGAUCCGCCGCCUGAGAGCCAGGGUAAAGGAUGGGGGGGUGAAGAAAAGGAUUGGGGAGAACGUAGAGGAGGAGGAGGGAACUGGAGAGACUAUGGAGAACAGGGUAGUGGAUGGGGAGGUGGUCCCGAAGAUAAAGGAACAGGAGGGUGGAAAGAGAUGGGUGGAGACUGGGGACAAAGAGACUCCAAACCUGGAGGAGGAUGGGGAGAUGGGAGAGGCAGAUGUGGAACUAACUCUGAUGAGGGAUCUUCUUGGGGUAAUAUGGAAGAAGGUGGUUCUCAGAGAGGAGGUUGGGGAGGUGAUACGAGCGGUGGCAAACCCAAUCAGGACUGGGGGAGUGUCAAGUCACACACAGCAGCAGCACAGAUACCAAACAGCCAAGUGGCAACAAUGAAAGCCCCAAAUCAACAGCAGCACCAAUCACAGGGCCAGCAGCCACCCGGGGCAUCCCUGCAUGGGGGGUGGGGCAGCCGGUCCUGUGUUGGAGGUGGAGGUCCACCAUCCAAGAAUCAGAACCAAAGUCCAGGCUGGACCUCUGGCCCAAUCCCCCAGAUCCCCGGGGGUGGGGGUGAGUCCUUGGAACCCAGUGGCUGGGAGGAGCCUUCUCCUCAGUCAAUUAGCCGUAAAAUGGAGAUCGAUGAUGGCACUUCAGCCUGGGGAGACCCCACUCGCUACAACAGCAAGAAUGUGAAUUUGUGGGACAAAAACAAUGCCCCAUCUGGCCAAGCUCAUACUCAACAGGGCCCACCGCCGUCCAUGCAACAACAACCACCACCAAGGAGGCAGCAGGGGAUGCAGCCCAACAGGGACACAACCCCUUCAAUGGGCCCAGGCAUGUGGACAGGAACUGGACAGUCUGUGGACAACGGUACAGCUGCCUGGGGACAGACAUCAGAUGCACCCACAGGUUGGGGUGAUCCCGAUGAGCCUGGAAAGGCUUCUGGUUGGAGAAACCCCUCACCCAACCCCAGCAAGUCUGGCUCCAAGUCGAUGGAAACCUGGGGAGGGAAGAGUGAGGGCUCUGUGGCCGCUUCCCGUCACCCCAGCUGGGAUGAGGAAGAUGAUGGUGGUGGUGGGGUUUGGAACAGCACCGGCUCCCAGGGAAGCAGUUCUUCCUUCAAUUCUGGAGGCUGGGGUCAAAGUCAUGGUGGAAAAAGAGGGAACAUAAAGGCUGGAGGAGGGGAUAACUGGAUGAAUCCAAUGUCGCGUCAAUUUGCAAACAUGGGGUUACUGGGUGACGAUUCAGGUGUUGACAAGAAGAUGGAAGGAGAUAAGAGGGGAAUGACUGACUAUAAUGGAGAGAUGCGUAGAGGAGGAAGGAGCGGAGGAGGCUACCGCAUGCCCAGUUCCAAAGAGAUGGGAACCGGUGACAUGGGGCCCUAUGGUGACAAAAUGGGUGGCCAUGGAGUGUUUAGUGGCAGUGGUGGGGGGAUGCCCCAGCCUCGAGGGAUGCACCAGCCAGGCAUGCAUCCCAUGAAUGCAUCCCAGGGUUUACGUGCUCAAGUGCCUCAUCAGUUCCUGUCCACUCAGGUGCCAGGCCCUAUGCUGAAGCAGAUGCCCUCACCUGGUGCCAGUAUGGGCGGAGUGGUUGGCGGAGUAGGAGGUGUUGGUGGCAUGGGGGGCAUUGGUGGAGUAGGUGGCGUUGGUGGAGUGGGAGGUGUUGGUGGAGUGGGGGGUGUUGGUGGAGUAGGUGUCGGUGGAGGCGUGUUCCCUCCACAGCUGUCCCCACAGCAACUUGCAAUGCUUAGCAACAUUUACCCCCAUGUCCAGCAGUUCCACCUGGCUUGUCAGCUUCUCCUGCAACAACAACAACAACAACAACAGCAACAACAGCAACAGCAGCUCCUGCAGAACCAGAGGAAGUUCCCUCAGCCUCAGCCUCUCAGGCAGCAGUCAGACCCACAACAGCUUGCGAGGAUCAUGGCUAUUCUCCAGCAGCAGAGACAACAUCAGCAGGGAAGUUUGGGUGGAGCAGGGGGAGGGGCACCAGGAGGAGGGAGUUCCAAACUGUCUCCCUCUCACUUGGGAGGAGUCACAUCCAAACAACCCAUGGUAGACCCCCUACCCCACCCUGGAAUGGGUGGCCCGUUGUCAGACCUUCAUGCCAAAACCCAGGGGAUGUACUCGGGGCUUGCUGCUGGUAGUAACUUGUCAGGACUGGAACUGGGUUCCAUGAUGGGAGGAAUGGGAGGGAUGAAGGAUGCGGGAGGGCAGCAGUCACGCUUCAAAUGGAUGAUGGAGGGACACUCCCCAGCUCCGUCACCCCCUGACACUGCUCUUCACAAGAACGGUCCCUUACCCAACUCUAUAAAGGCGGGAGGAGGUUCACCUUAUUCCCAGUAUGAGCUGCUGGGGGGUGAUGGUUUAGGAAUGCCUCCUCAAGGCCCUGCGGACAACUGGCACAGAACUCCUGGGAGCAAGAUGGGCACCAAGCCUGGCACAUCCAGUUGGCCCCCAGAGUUCCAGCCAGGUGUACCCUGGAAAGGGAUCCAGAGUGCCGGAGACCCGGAGUCUGACCCCUACAUCACCCCUGGAAGUGUUUUGGGUUCCUCAGGAACCCCCAGCCUCAAUGAUUCUGACCAUCAAUUACUGCGAGACAACACAGGGCCAAACCCCUCCCUCAACACCUCGCUGCCUUCACCUGGUGCCUGGCCCUAUAGUGCCUCAGACAGCCACCUCGGCAAUGCACACAGCACAGCAAAGUACUCUGAAUACAAGCCCAGCUGGCCCCCAGAGCCCAUAGGACACAACAAGCUGUGGAAGACCAAUCGCAGCAGCUCCCAGCUGCCACGCCCCCCUCCUGGCUUAACCAGUCAAAAGCACGCCUCACCGUCCCCAUGGGGUAGCGGAGGCCCACGAUUGGCCAGGGGCUGGGGAGGGAGUGGAGCAAGCCAGGAUUUAAGAUUUGGGCCAGGCUCAGCUUGGAGUGAUGGUGUGGCCUCCAGAGGCAGCUGCUGGUUGCUGCUGAGCAACCUGACCCCUCAGAUUGAUGGCUCCACGCUGAGAACUAUCUGCAUGCAACACGGUCCCCUGCUGACCUUCCACCUAGGCUUGACCCAGGGCAGUGCUCUGAUUCGCUACAGCAGUCGACAGGAAGCAGCCAAGGCCCAGGGUGCACUGCACAUGUGUGUUCUGGGCAAUACCACAAUCCUGGCGGAGUUUGUGAGUGAGGAGGAAGUCGCUCGCUAUUUUGCACAUUCCCAGGCUGGAGUGGCAGAGGGAGCAAGCCCAGGAGGGGCAGGAGCGGGUGGGACGCAGGGGUCAUCUGGAACAGGCACAGCUGUGGCCAGCAGUGGAGGCAGCUCCCCAGGGAGUGAGCGGAGUGGAACUACAGGCGGAAAUGGCAGUGCAGGAGGUGGAGCAGCAGUGCUAGGCAGUGUGGGGUCCUCUAGCAGCAGCUGGCAGAGUCUGGAUGGUACAGGCAAUUCCUCAGAAGGCUCCUCAGCCCAAGGACCCGGGCUGAGCAUAUUUUCCCAGUGGAGCACCAAUGGGGCAGGGGAAGGAAUGGGAGGUGCAGGUGGAGGAGGGAUCGGGGGAGUAGAGUCCGGGAGGUCUGGGCUUUGGGGAGGGGUGAGUGCAGGGUACCCAAGCAGCAGCCUGUGGGGGGCACCCCAAUUGGAGGAAAGGCACCAAAUGGACAGCCCUGCCGCUUUGUUGCCUGGCGACCUGCUGGGGGGAGGAGCUGAUUCCAUCUGAUUUUCCCCCUUCAUUUUUCAAGUAUAGGUUUAGACACACUGACACAACCACAUACACUGGGAAACACAUGUACUUACUAUGGCACACAGACACCACACACACACAUACACACACAUACAUACAUUGUAUGCAUAUUAAUGUACUACACAUAUACACACACUUGCAUACAUGUACGUUGUAUGCAUAUUAAUGUACACAUACAUAUAGCAGAAAUGUGAGACAUGCUUACACACAUUCUUGUGGCCAGACUUAAGCUAUUAUAUAAACAAAUGCAGGGACUGUUAGAUGUGUAUACGGCCUUUUUUCCACAGAUGAAGAUUUCAACUGCUUAGACUUGAACCUGUAAAAGAAUGAAAAGUCAGUCAGUCAUUCUUAAAGAUUUGACUGGAUUGAGAUGUGCUUAGUAAAUAGGGGACUUUUCAAAUGAUUUACAUACACGUGCACACACCAAAUACAGAUGAGCCUUCAAACAUGUUGGCACUGUAAACAGCAUUACCUGCAUCGUAUAAGAGAACUUAGAACUACUACAUGAUGUGAGGUGAACGUGCAGUUUGCAUUCAUGUCCCUUAAAAACGGAGACUGAAUCCAAACACAUGCAAACAAACAGCUCUGAUUGACAACAGAACUGUCUCUUACUGUGUAUGUUAAGUUUAUUUGUAUGUAUGGUUGUUUUAAUUUUUUUUUGAACAGUGGAAAUAUUGAACAAUGUCAUUGUUCCAUUUUCAAAAUGCUGACCACCUACUGUUGUAUCUCUCACACACACUUAUUCUCCCUCAAUCACGUUUGUUACUGUUGCAAUGAUAAAUGUUGAAUUGCUGGCAGUUUGAAGCUAUCUUGCAUUUCUCCAUGUGUCGAAUGCUGUGCACAGUAUGAUGCACAAGUCGUGAACGUGUGUAUGAGUGAGACUGAGACCAAGUUAGUGGAUUUAACCACCGUUGCUGUGCGUGUGUGAGAAUGUAAGGAUAAUGUAUGUGCGCAUGUUACUGCCUGUCAUACGUGUGAGCAAGGCUGCUUACUAUACAGAAGGUCUAUACGAAAAUGUUUUGAGUAUUCGAUAUACUGCUGACUGUGUGUUCAACAAAUAUUGGCACUAAUGCUUUUUUCUCCUUCUCAUUCUAAGUUGUGUGUUUUUUAGCAGACUGUCUUUUUUUAUCGUCCGACUUGCAAUAAUAAAAGAACAUUUUAAUGAUACAAAGAGCUGAAGGCAUAUGUGUUGAGGAAAAAGGACAUGCCAAAUCUUAUCAAACUGUGUGGAGUGGUCGGGAGGGGUGGGGUGGGUUGUUUACAGAUGCAGAAGAGUUACCAUACGUUUUUAUGUUUUGUUGUUGUGUAUUCGUUUUAAAUUAAGACAGGCUUUAACACUCCUGUUCAGUGUUUUCGUUUUGAGAUUUUACAAAGGAAAAUUUAUUUAAACAAAUGAGAACAAGAUUAAUAAUAAAGAUGAAAUGUAUUGGCUUCUAGAA
Lampris incognitus (smalleye Pacific opah) is the source of this 7930-nucleotide messenger RNA. Its product is annotated as trinucleotide repeat-containing gene 6B protein-like. The record is from RefSeq and is a predicted model, not a curated record. Gene Ontology annotation, cellular component: nucleoplasm; P-body. Gene Ontology annotation, biological process: miRNA-mediated post-transcriptional gene silencing; positive regulation of nuclear-transcribed mRNA poly(A) tail shortening. NCBI's taxonomy places the organism in Eukaryota, Metazoa, Chordata, Actinopteri, Lampriformes, Lampridae. The transcript has 21 exons. Bases 315 to 6467 code for a protein of 2050 amino acids. Gene Ontology annotation, molecular function: nucleic acid binding.